Messenger RNA from Nelumbo nucifera (sacred lotus), 1935 nucleotides. Its product is annotated as protein SAR DEFICIENT 1-like. NCBI's taxonomy places the organism in Eukaryota, Viridiplantae, Streptophyta, Magnoliopsida, Proteales, Nelumbonaceae. Gene Ontology annotation, molecular function: DNA-binding transcription factor activity; sequence-specific DNA binding; calmodulin binding. Gene Ontology annotation, cellular component: nucleus. The record is from RefSeq and is a predicted model, not a curated record. Gene Ontology annotation, biological process: regulation of salicylic acid biosynthetic process.
GCAGAGGGAGCGCCGAGACGGUGGUUACCGCUGAUAACAGCUCUCUUCUAAGCUUUUCUCGACACACCCCUUCUCCAUCCAUCUCUUUGUUGUUUUCCACGCAGACGCAGUUCUUAUUUGAAAGAAUGGCAGCCAAAAGGCUUCUUGAUGAUUCCGGUCGGGACCCAGCUGAGCCGGAGGGCAAAAAGAUGAAAACCAGACCUUCUUUUGCUGCUGUAAUUUCUGAAGCUGUGAUGGUGAAAUCCUUACAAAACUUCUGUUCAGCCUUGGAGCCAUUGAUUAGAAGAGUGGUGAAAGAAGAGGUAGAACAUGGGCUGAGACGCAGUGCACGCUUGCAGCUGCAAAGAUCUCCUUCAUUGCAAUUCCGAGCACUUGAACCUUCAAGCUACAUACUGAGUUUCAGCAAUAAGCUUUCACUCCCAGUGUUCACGGGGAGCAAACUUGAAGAUGUAGACAACAGACCACUUCAGAUCUUUCUCAUGAACACUGAAGGCGGUCAGCAGUUUCGGACUUCCCUCCCGCAGCCGAUCAAAAUAGAGAUCGUUGUUCUUGACGGAGACUUCCUUUCUGAUGAACGAGAGGAUUGGAGCAGUGAAGAAUUCAAUAACAAAAUUGUGCGAGAAAGAGCAGGGAAAAGGCCAUUGCUCACCGGAGAUGUGGCCGUAACCUUGAGGGAUGGGUAUGCUUCCAUCGGGGAAUUCUCGUUUACUGAUAACUCGAGUUGGAUUCGCAGUCGGCAUUUCCGAUUGGGUGCAAGGGUGGCUCCGGGAAGUUAUCAGGGUGCUAGGAUACGUGAAGCCAAGACCGAGCCCUUCAUUGUUAAAGAUCACCGAGGAGAAUUAUAUAAGAAGCAUUACCCACCAAUGUUAGACGACGAAGUAUGGCGUCUGGAGAAGAUAGGAAAAGAAGGAGCCUUCCAUAAGAAGCUAGCCUCGGAGGCCAUUAACACAGUUCAGGACUUCUUGAAGCUCUGGGUUGUUGACUACGCCAAGCUAAGAAGGGUAUUGGGCGUGGGGAUGUCGGACAAGAUGUGGGAAGCGACGAUCAAGCAUGCCAAGAUGUGCCCAGUGGAUAACAAGCUAUAUAGGUGCUUUGGACGAGGCUUCACCAUAUAUUUGAAUUCUAUAUGUCAAGUUGUAGCUAUCAUGCCUCAAGGCCAGAACUACCAAAUCUCCAACUUAACCACUUCUCAGAAGGCGCAAGUAGAUCAAUUGAUUAAGGAUGCAUACAAUCAAUGGGGUUCGCUGGAAGAGCUAGAUGGGCAUAAUCUAUCUGAGAAUGCUCUAGUGGCCACUCCAGGUUAUAUGGAGGCGUAUUCCACUCAGCAUCAAGACCUCACAACAUCUAUCCAACAGAAUGAAUUUUUCGAUGGUGGAUUUGCAGAGCUGGACAACCUACCAACUAAUUCACAUAUGGCAUAUGAUCAUGGUUGGUCAUAAAAUCCAGCAUAUUUGAACUCGUUUAUAGAGAACCAAUGCCAAUUUCAAGCUAAAUGGAUUGCAGUAGGAGUAGUCAGUAGUGUAAAUCUGUUAAUACCAUGUAGUUCUCUAGCUAAAUGCAUCGUAUCCUCUCAGUAAGUCGCCGCCCCUUGGUGAAAUGUCGUGGCUAUGGCGCAAGAUGAAGUGAUUUGCUCCCGAGGAAUUCAUUUGCCUUUUUGGUGCUUCAGUAGUGUUCUGUUUACCACUCAUCUCAUCAAACACAACAGAUGAAUGCUCAUGUAAAUGUUUGUUGCCUGGUUUUGUUUUCCUGUUUUCCAACUUUUCCUUUUGGGAGGAUUAAAAAUUAAAGCUUCAAGUAUGGUGGCUAAUAUCCCACUGUUUUGUAGCAGUAAGCCUUUUGUCUCAAGUCUCAACCCUUUUUGUACUAGUUCCUUGUUAAUUGCAUAGUGUUUACUUCCUAAAUGCAGCACUUUCAUGAGAACUUUUACUGAUUUUA